UGAAAAUCAGCGAGCAUCAGCCAUGGAAGGUUAAAUUACAUCACAUGGUAUGUCUUUUUGACUAGUCUAUACUGUCCACUUCCUUCACUUUCCAUAUCUAGCCGCAAUUCGCGCUGAUCCCAAAUUAGUUGAAAUCUUUAUAAGGAAACCCCAAAACGAAUAAACCUUUGUCAAGGAACAGAUCUCACAAACUUCUUCUCGCAGCAAGCCCUCAAAAUCCUACAAACGAUUAUUCUCUAUGUUUACUACAAAACCCAGUUCGAGAUUCACCUGGGUUACCCUCUCCCUUUUCCUGUUACUCACUUUCUGUAUCACUACUAUUGCCACUGAACCCACAAGCACUGAUAUUGGCAAUGAAGAUUCAGAGGAUGAUUUGCAAGAGUUGCUAGCAAUUGAUGAAGAAGAAGAGCUAAAACAACAAGGAGAAGUGUCCAAAGAGAGAUUAUCGGAGGCAGAAGUUUUGAGCAAGGCCCAAAGGAUUGUUUUUGAGCUAAACAGUGAUAGUGUUAAGAGGGUUAUUGAUGAGAAUGAGUUUGUGAUGGUUCUUGGGUAUACACCUUGGGAUGCAAGGAGUGCUGAGCUAAUGCCCCAGUUUGCAGAGGCUGCGAAUCAGCUUAAAGAACUGGGGAUUCCUCUUUUGAUGGCCAAAGUUGAUUGCGAAAGGUAUCCCAAGGUGGCAUCCAUGCUUAACAUCAAGGGCUUCCCUACUCUUCUCCUCUUUGUCAAUGGGACUUCUCAGGCGUACUCUGGUGGUGGAUUUACUGCGGAGGAUUUAGUGAUCUGGGCUAGGAAGAAAACUGGUGUCCCUGUCAUUAGAAUAAACUCGGUAACCGAGGCUGAAAGUUUUCUCAAGAAGCACCCUAUGUUUGUGGUUGGCCUGUUUAAGAAAUAUGAGGGGCCGGAUUACGAAGAAUAUGUCAAAUCAGCAGCUGCUGACAAUGAAAUCCAAUUCGUUGAAACAAGCGCUGGAAAUGUUGCCAAAGUUCUCUUCCCAGAAAUCAAAGAUACUAAACCUUUCCUUGGAAUUGUUAAAAGCGAGCCAGAGAGGUACACUAGCUAUGAAGGGUCAUUUGAAAAGGACAACAUUUUACAGUUUUUGGACCAUAACAAGUUUCCACUGGUUACCAAACUUAAUGAGAUGAAUUAUGCCAGAAUUUACUCCAGCCCUGUCAAACUUCAGGUUUUUGUCUUUGCAGAGGCUGAUGAAUUAAAGAAGCUUUUUGAACCUUUUCUAGAUGUUGCUAGAAAAUUUAAAUCAAAGAUAAUGUUUAUGUACAUUGACAUUCAAGAUGAGAAUCUUGCAAAACCCUUCUUAACUUUGUUUGGGCUUGAAGAAACGGAGGAUACUGUGGUGACUGCUUUUGAUAACAAAAUGAGCUCGAAGUUUCUGUUAGAGUCGGAUCCAACACCAAACAACAUAGAAGAAUUCUGUUCAGGACUGCUGCGUGGUACUCUGUCCCCUUUCUUUAAAUCACAGCCAAUACCAGAUAAUAAAGAGGCAAGUGUCCAGAUUGUUGUGGGAAAGACAUUUGACAACUUGGUUUUGGACAGUCCAAUGGAUGUUCUUCUGGAGGUACACACCCCGUGGUGUAUAAACUGCGAAACCACAAGCAAGCAAAUUGAGAAGUUGGCGAAGCACUUUAAAGGUUUGGAUACCCUGAUGUUUGCAAGGAUAGAUGCUUCAGCAAAUGAACAUCCAAAACUGCAGGUAGAUAACUACCCAACACUUCUAUACUACCCAGCUAGUGAUAAAGAAAAUCCGAUCAAACUUUCAACAAAGACCAGUUCAAAGGACUUGGCUGCCUUCAUCAACAAGCAAUUGAAAGCCAAAGAUCAAGGAACCAAAGAUGAAUUGUAGAAACUAGAGUGUUAUUCUAUAAUGAGACAAUUAACUUUGAAAAGGAGAGGAAAUUAAACAAAAACAAGUGGAGGAUGCUGAAUUAGUACGUGUGCGGUGUGCCAAAGCACGGAAGAAAUAUUUGUCCUGAAAGUAGAGUUCUGGGCGAGGGUUGCUGCAUUAUAAUUACCAGGAGGGAUUUCCCACACCAUAUAUGAACAGCUUAGAUUUACCUAUAGCCUGAACUAUUGAAAGUUUGAAAGCAUUUCAUUCCAUGAAAAGAAGGAAGAAAUGAAAGCGGCUACUUUGGCAAAGAGAACAUUAUUUUUAUAUGGAAUUGUUCUGCAGGUGUUUUGCUAA
Molecule: messenger RNA, 2197 nt
Organism: Tripterygium wilfordii
Lineage: Eukaryota; Viridiplantae; Streptophyta; Magnoliopsida; Celastrales; Celastraceae
Product: protein disulfide isomerase-like 1-6
Exons: 12
Coding region: 239-1858 (539 amino acids)
Biological process (GO): protein folding; response to endoplasmic reticulum stress
Cellular component (GO): endoplasmic reticulum
Molecular function (GO): protein disulfide isomerase activity
Source: RefSeq, a predicted model, not a curated record